Messenger RNA from Nomia melanderi (Alkali bee), 3748 nucleotides. The record is from RefSeq and is a predicted model, not a curated record. NCBI's taxonomy places the organism in Eukaryota, Metazoa, Arthropoda, Insecta, Hymenoptera, Halictidae.
CGUCCGUUGUCGAGGGUGGUUCGUUUGAGCUGCGUCUUUUCUUACGUGCUUUCACGUAGCGUAUUCGUAUCGUUGUGUGUACACCCUAUGUUUCUGAACAUAGUCCAGCAUUCUCGUCGUACUCUGUGAACCGUAUGUGCGUUGUUUCUCCUCCCGGUAUCACUAGUUUUUCAUUUUUUUCAACGGGAUCUUUGUGAAACGAUCCCACGAAACUGUGCAUCGAACGACUAUCGAAGAAGAAAAAGUGACCAGUGCGCGAAGUGUGUGUGCGCGCCGACGACUGUACCGUCGCGUACCCACUGUGUUUUUGCUUUUUCUCUUUUCGUCGCUCGAGAACCUAACCUCUCCCCAUCAGGCCCCCUCCCUUUUCUCGUUUCUCGACGAUCGUACGGUUUUUUUCUUGUUGUUCUUUCCUUGGGACCAGUGAAUAAUAGUGGAUACUGGCUAUGACCUGGGAUACUGUUGGAUAUACCUGAGGAUAACGGAGGACAUAUCCAUUACUCCUGACAGGACUUCGUCGUGACUGGAGGGAGCCAACAUAACCUCUUCGAAGGGCUCUGACGAUAAGAUGUACCCCAGUGCCGGUAUAAACGCGGCGGCAGCUGUGGCUGUGGCAGCUGCGGCACGGCACCCGGGUCCACCGCAACCUGGACAACAAAUUAAAUUCACUGUCGGAGAGUCCUGCGACAGGAUUAAGGAGGAAUUUAAUUUCUUGCAGAACCAAUGCCACGCAUUGAAACUCGAGUGCGAGAAACUGGCCACAGAGAAAAUCGAGAUUCAGCGACAUUACGUGAUGUAUUACGAGAUGUCCUACGGCCUAAACGUGGAGAUGCACAAACAGGCUGAAAUUUCAAAGAGACUGAAUGCCAUCAUUCACCAAAUCCUGCCAUUUCUAUCUCAAGAGCACCAACAGCAAGUUGCAACCGCUGUCGACAGAGCUAAACAGAUCACCAUGACGGAGCUAAACUCAAUAAUAGGGUCUCUAGUAAUACAGAUACUGCUGCAAGUCAUUUGCCAAUUUCUUAUGCUAGUCCCGGUUUUAUUAACUCCAUAUAUCUCCUUCAAGGAUCUACUAGCCUCACUCAAAACGUUGAGCGCUGUAUCGUCACGAGACAGGCACAUCCUCUCUUCACCCCAGCCGUGUGUCUCCUACGAUGGACUUCCGGCGGAAAACGUUUUCCUCAUACUUAUAGGCGGCCACAGUCCACGUCACUGGCACGGUUGCCAGGCAACAAAUUUUUCCGUGGGCCGAUACGAUCGAGCGUUGCCUCGAAUCGUGCUCGCGAUCUAUUCACGCGCGUUCCAGCUCGUGAACCGUGUGCCGAGCUACGCGCGAACCGUAAUAUUCGUCACGUUACAGAGGAGCUCGAUAUCGCCCGGUGAUAAAUACAGUCGUCCCCGCACGCCGCAGGAGACCCACCAUACCCAUCAUUCUCAGAAUCACCACGAUCAUCCCAUGCACAUCAAGAAAAUGAAAAAAGAACAGGACAAAGACAUCGGCCACAGCGACGGUGAGAAAAGCGAUCAGGAUCUAGUCGUGGACGAUGCCAGCGAGGGACCAACCAGCCCAGUAGUAAACGGUACAACGUCACCCCGAGAAAACGGUCUGGACAAGGUUGUACCAGCCAUGGGUACUGGAAUACAGACCAAGAAAGACGUGCCACCUCAUUCGCCAAGGAGUGGAACGAGUAGCAACGCGAGCACACCGUCAGCCAAGAAGAUGGAGGAACGAGAGAAACCGACUACUCCGAUCUCAAAGCCUUUGACGCCGACGUCUGGCUCGGCGAUCGGCGGUGGCGGGCUGAAACCCUCGGUUUCAGGCAAGCUACUUCAGGGACCACCGCCUCCCGGUGUGCCAAGCGCCUAUUUGCCUCACUAUCCUCCGGGGCCGCCGUCUCACCAUCUGGCACCAGCUGGCCAACAUCCUCACGUCGACAUGAUGGGCUACAACGGCUACGUGGCGCCUAGAGCACCGCCUUCGCAGCUCUACGAUCCCCACGUGGCGAUGAGGACUCCCAUGGGAUCGGUCGCAGUACCCGGAGGCAAACCUGCGUACAGCUUCCACGUGUCGAGCGAGGGCCAGAUGCAGCCGGUGCCCUUCCCACCGGAUGCGCUGAUCGCGCAGGGGAUACCGCGUCAUGCGCGGCAAAUUAAUACCCUCAGCCACGGGGAGGUCGUGUGCGCCGUCACGAUCUCGAAUCCAACCAAGUACGUGUACACGGGCGGCAAAGGAUGCGUCAAGGUCUGGGACAUCGGGCAGGGCGGCACAGGAAGCAGCAAGUCCGUAUCGCAGCUCGACUGUCUGCAGCCUGAUCACUACAUCAGGUCAGUGAAGCUGUUACCGGAUGGCAGGACCCUGAUAGUUGGCGGUGAGGCGAGUCGGCUGAGUAUCUGGGAUCUUGCUGGUCCAACACCCAGGAUCAAGACCGAAUUAACCUCGGCCGCCGCUGCCUGCUACGCGCUCGCCAUCUCGCCGGACUCGAAAGUCUGCUUCAGCUGCUGCAGCGACGGCAACAUCGCCGUCUGGGAUCUUCAGAAUGAGACGCUGAUCAGACAGUUCCAAGGUCACACGGACGGCGCGUCCUGCAUUGACAUAUCCGCGGACGGCUCGAAACUGUGGACCGGUGGCCUGGACAACACGGUCCGCUCGUGGGAUCUUCGGGAAGGCAGACAACUCCAGCAACACGACUUUACCUCGCAGAUAUUCUCCCUCGGCUACUGCCCGACCGGUGAGUGGCUGGCGGUUGGAAUGGAGAACUCGAACGUCGAGGUGCUACACGCCACCAAGCCGGACAAGUAUCAGCUUCAUCUGCAUGAAUCCUGCGUGUUGUCACUGAGAUUCGCGUCCUGCGGCAAAUGGUUCGUCUCCACCGGCAAGGAUAACCUUCUGAACGCGUGGCGCACGCCCUACGGAGCAUCGAUAUUCCAGUCGAAGGAAUCGUCCUCGGUGCUUAGCUGUGACAUAUCCGCGGACGACAGGUACAUCGUGACUGGUUCCGGUGACAAGAAAGCGACCGUAUACGAGGUGAUGUACUGAACGGAGGCACAACCGGAAGCCGGACUGACUCAAUCGAGAGGGCUCUCUUCGACGUGGGUGUAUAUAUUUCUUAUACAACAUUAUGAGAGACUUUGUUGCCAUUAUUCUUGUUAUUGUUGUUAUUGUUACUCCUGGCGAGGCAAGGAUCACCGCGAGAACGAGCCAAACGAACCGGGAGACCGCGCACGUGUACCAAUUAUCGUGAGCGAAACGCGUCCGGUAAAAACGAAGAUAUCGAUGGAAUCGUUCGAUCUAUCACAGUUGAUUCGACGAGAGGUUAAUCAAGGUAACCGCCAAAUGGACAACGAAGGAAAUUACACUUGUUUUCUUUCCUGUCCGAAUUGAUCUAUUAAAGUCGGGACCGGUCGAGUUUUCCAAAGAUAAAUGUCUCUCAUCGGGUGUCCAGGAAAUCGGUUCGUUCCGCUCGUUGCACGCGUAAAUCUCCGCCGGCGGCGAGAUCGCGUGUUAAUUAGAAUAAACGCUGGCAUUCGUAAUCGCGUUUUCCCCCACUUGUACAUUUUGUAUAUACGUAUACAUAUUAUAUGUAUAUAUAAAUAUUAUAUAUCAGUCUUUAAGCAUACCGUCAUAUUUUUCUACGUCCCCUAACAGUGAGACGACAGGCGAACUAAUGAAACGAAAUUGUGUAAAUAUUGUCAAGGCUUAGAAGAUAUAAGAGAAACGAGACGAGGGAGGAUUAAAUAAAAAGUGAUA